Messenger RNA from Cornus florida, 1148 nucleotides. RefSeq names its product tetraspanin-8-like. Gene Ontology annotation, biological process: auxin-activated signaling pathway. The record is from RefSeq and is a predicted model, not a curated record. The transcript is spliced from 2 exons. NCBI's taxonomy places the organism in Eukaryota, Viridiplantae, Streptophyta, Magnoliopsida, Cornales, Cornaceae. Bases 102 to 911 code for a protein of 269 amino acids. Gene Ontology annotation, cellular component: plasmodesma; plasma membrane.
CAACCCCCUAUCUGUUCAAAUUCUCCUCUGGUUUCUUUUAACUCUCUCUCUCUCUCUCUCUAGAUUCCCCUUUUUAGUGAGAGAAACAAAUUCAAUUCAAGAUGUUUCGUGUAAGCAACAACCUGAUCGGUAUUCUCAACUUCGUCACCUUCCUCCUCUCCGUCCCCAUUUUCGGGGCCGGAAUAUGGCUCUCUCGCCAGGCCGACUCCGACUGCGAGCGGUUCCUCGAAAAGCCGAUCAUCGUUCUUGGCGUCUUCCUCAUGGUGGUGUCGCUCGCCGGCCUGAUCGGCGCGUGCUGUCGCGUUUCGUGGCUCCUCUGGUUCUACUUGGUCGUCAUGUUCUUGCUCAUAUUGCUUCUCUUCAGUUUCACUAUAUUCGCUUUUGUGGUGACCAACAAGGGUGCCGGAGUGGCGGUGUCCGAAAGAGGGUAUAAGGAGUACCGGUUGGGGGAUUACUCGAAUUGGCUGCAGAAGAGGGUUAAUAGUACCAAGAACUGGAACAAAAUCAAGAGUUGUUUGAAGGACAGUAAGGUUUGCCAGAGCCUGAUUGAUGAUGGCUCUAAUACCCCUGUUGAGCAGUUCUAUAAAGAGCACUUGUCCUCUAUUAAGUCUGGCUGCUGCAAGCCAUUGACUGACUGCAAUUUCACAUAUGUUAGCCCCACCAACUGGACCAACACAGGAAGCCCAUCACUCACCAACCCUGACUGCAAUGCAUGGAGCAACGACCCAACCAUUCUGUGCUACAACUGCCAGUCGUGCAAGGCUGGGCUGCUCGACAACAUCAAGAGCGAUUGGAAGAAGGUUGCCGUCAUCAAUGUCAUAUUCCUGGUCAUCCUCGUUGUGGUGUACUCCAUCGGCUGCUGCGCAUUCAGGAACAACAGGGAGGACAAUGCAUGGAAAGGGCACCCUUGAGAUCAUUUUCAAUGGUUUUAAGUUUAUGUUAGUUUGAACUGUGUAGAGAUGUAGAGCCACGUUUUAGGUUUUUACUCUCAUGUGUUAGUUGCAUUCUGUUCUAAUCAUGAAGUCUAUGUUCCAUUUCUUGUAUAGUAGUUUUUUAUGGGUUGAUUUGAAACUUAUUCAGAACAUGUUAGUUUUUUUGGAUAUAUAUAUUUGAAUCCUAGGCACCAUGUUUGCAAUGGUUCUUUAUUA